GACAACUCGGAUCGGAAGUCGGCCUAGGAUGCCGGCGUACUCGCGGACUUCGGCAUGGGCUUUAGCUACUUUGGAGUUUCUUUGCAGGAGGAGACAGCCCGUUCUCCGCUUCAGCAAAGAACCACAGCACUCCCGCUCUGUUAGCACUCUACCCAGAAACACACCAGAACAGCCGUUGACUCCCUCGGUUGUGCGACCUGUCGUUGGCUCCUGGUUCGGUUCGGUUUGGAGCUUUCAGGGGUCCAGAAACAUCAGCAUGUCGUCCGCAGCGAUGUCCCAGAGAAUGGUGUGGGUGGACCUGGAGAUGACAGGUCUGGACAUUGAGAAGGACAAGAUCAUUGAAAUGGCGUGUAUUAUCACAGACUCUGACUUGAAUGUUUUAGCUGAGGGACCAAACUUGAUAAUAAACCAGCCGGAUGAGCUGUUAGAUGGCAUGUCAGACUGGUGUAAAGAGCAUCACGGAAAGUCAGGGCUAACCCAGGCUGUACGGGACAGUAAAAUCACUCUGGAACAAGCAGAAUACGAGUUCCUGUCCUUCGUCCGACAGCACACGCCUCCCGGACAGUGCCCCCUCGCUGGAAACUCUGUGCAUGCAGACAAGAGGUUUCUGGACAAAUACAUGCCACAGUUUAUGUACCACCUCCACUACAGAAUCAUUGAUGUAAGCACCAUCAAGGAGCUUUGCAGACGGUGGUUUCCAGAGGAGUAUAAGAUGGUUCCUCAUAAGAAAGCAGCUCACAGAGCGUUGGACGACAUUCGGGAGAGUAUUGGAGAGCUGCAGUACUACAGAGCCAACGUCUUCAAAGCCUCGACAGAGAAGAAACGCAAGAUUAUGGAGAACAGAGACAACAAUAAGAGUUUGUUUAAAUGAGCGGAUCUUUGGUGUUGUGUAGCUCCGACAGUUUCUCCCCCUCCCCCCCAGAGGAAACCACCUUCUUCAUUUACUGUGAUUUUUGCCAUUGUCUUUGCUGAUUUUACUUUCUUUCAUCUAGAGCUCCAUAAAGGCCCUGUUUUGCAUUGUUCCAAAGUUUUAUGUGAAAGUUUCUUUAAAGGGAGCAAAAACUAUAGGAAAAGUUAAUGAAGAAAAAAAAAAAAAGUUUUUCAAAGUUUAAAAGAGGAGAAUCUCAAAAAUUACCGUUUGUCACUUUGCAGUUUUGUAUUUAUUUUACACAUCUUUUGCUGGGAUUGAGUUUUUGAUUUCCCCUAGUUUUUAAAAUGAAACCAAAUAAACUCAGUGGUCCCCUGAGGAAACAGU
Messenger RNA from Sphaeramia orbicularis (orbiculate cardinalfish), 1255 nucleotides. RefSeq names its product small fragment nuclease (gene rexo2). The transcript has 7 exons. The coding region runs from base 29 to 871 and encodes 280 amino acids. The record is from RefSeq and is a predicted model, not a curated record. Gene Ontology annotation, cellular component: mitochondrion. Gene Ontology annotation, molecular function: nucleic acid binding; 3'-5'-RNA exonuclease activity. NCBI's taxonomy places the organism in Eukaryota, Metazoa, Chordata, Actinopteri, Kurtiformes, Apogonidae.